GGCGGAGCUAAGAUGGCUGAGGAGAGACUCGCUACGAGAACUCAAUUUCUUGCAUCUGCUGAAUCUCAAAAACCUCAGCUGAAAAAAGGCAAUGCUGGAUCCUUAACCCACUGUGCCAAGCUGGGGAUCAAACCUGUGUCCUAGCGCUCCAGAGACACUUCAUUGCAUCAAGUGGACACUUCAGGGGAGAAUGGACUGAGCAAUGAUUUGGAAUACAAGAAAUUCAGCUUAUACAUUUACAGCUCCAGAAUUUCCUAUUUUGGAGAAGCAGAACUGGCUGAUACAUCUCCACUAUAUCCGGAAGGAUUAUGAAGCAUGCAAGGCUAUUAUCAAAGAACAGCUUCAGGAGACUCAGGGGUUAUGUGAAUAUGCUAUCUAUGUCCAAGCAUUGAUAUUUCGCCUGGAAGGAAACAUCCAAGAAUCCCUAGAACUCUUUCAGACUUGUGCUAUUCUCAGCCCUCAGUGUGCUGAUAACCUCAAGCAGGUGGCCAGAUCUUUAUUUCUUUUGGGAAAACAUAAAGCUGCUACUGAAGUAUAUAAUGAAGCAGCUAAACUUAACCAGAAAGAUUGGGAGAUCUGUCAUAACCUGGGAGUUUGCUACAUUUAUCUGAAACAGUUUGACAAGGCACAGGACCAGUUGCACAAUGCCCUACAUCUUAACAGGCAUGAUCUCACUUACAUAAUGCUGGGCAAGAUCCACUUGCUGGAGGGAGACUUGGACAAGGCCAUCGAAAUCUACAAGAAAGCAGUAGAGUUCUCUCCAGAAAAUACAGAACUUCUUACAACUUUAGGAUUACUCUAUCUACAGCUUGGCAUUUACCAGAAGGCAUUUGAACAUCUUGGAAAUGCACUGACUUAUGACCCUACCAACUACAAGGCUAUCUUGGCGGCAGGCAGCAUGAUGCAGACCCAUGGGGACUUUGAGGUUGCCCUCACCAAAUACAGAGUUGUAGCUUGUGCUGUUCCAGAAAGUCCUCCCCUCUGGAAUAACAUCGGAAUGUGUUUCUUUGGCAAGAAGAAAUACGUGGCAGCUAUCAGCUGCCUGAAACGAGCCAACUACUUGGCACCCUUCGAUUGGAAGAUUCUGUAUAAUUUGGGCCUCGUACACUUGACUAUGCAGCAGUAUGCCUCAGCUUUCCAUUUCCUCAGUGCAGCCAUCAACUUCCAGCCAAAGAUGGGGGAGCUGUACAUGCUCUUGGCUGUGGCUCUGACCAACCUGGAGGAUCCAGAGAAUGCCAAGAGAGCCUAUGCAGAAGCAGUGCGCCUGGAUAAGUGUAACCCUUUAGUAAACCUCAACUAUGCUGUGCUGCUGUACAACCAGGGCGAGAAGAGGGGUGCCCUGGCCCAGUAUCAGGAGAUGGAGAAGAAAGUCAACCUACUCAAGGACAGUAGCUCUUUGGAGUUUGAUCCGGAGAUGGUGGAGAUGGCCCAGAAGCUGGGAGCUGCUCUCCAGGCUGGCGAGGCACUGGUAUGGACUAAACCAGUUAAAGAUCCCAAGUCAAAGCACCGGACUCCUUCUACCAGCAAAACCACCAGUGUCCAGCAGCCUCUGGGCUCUAAUCAGGCCCUAGGACAGGCAAUGUCUUCAGCAGCCACAUACAGGAAGCUCCCCUCAGGUGCCGGAGGAGCACCCCAGCCCACAAAGCCACCAUCUCUUCCUCUGGAGCCAGAGCCCACUGUGGAAGCACAGCCAACUGGAGCGUCAGCACAAAUAAGAGAAAAACAGGUGUAGGAUGACCCCAGAGUUGGGAGUUUCUUUAGCGAGGAUGUACCAGGUUAGGUAGGGAAGGUCAGUGACACAGGCAGCGAGGAGGCCAGCAUGUUCCCCGGGCACCACGAAUUAGAACCCAGAACGUGUUAUGACAACCAUGAGGAGCCUGCACAGCCCCCACUGCUCCGUCAGCCAGGAAGGGGAGAGAAGAAAGCCCAGACAGGUUUUUUUAAGAAUUGAGAACAAGGCUUAUGGCUCUGUGUAUGUAGUUCCCAGAGCCAGCCUAGGCACGGGAUAUUGUUUGCUUUGAAAAGGAUUUAAUUUCCUGGCUGAGAGGAAAGUGUGAGACAGACCUCUGCUCAGUAGUCCUGUCGUGACGAAGCCUUGGCUUAGCUGAGGUGACCCUAGGGCUGUAGGGUAUACCAGCCACCCAGGCAAAUACAAAUCUUGGAUUAAUAAUUCGGCUCCAAUAGUCUAAAUUUAAAAGAAAAAAAUGAUGAAAAAAAGCUCUUUCGAUUAAAGUCCAGCCUAUUGAGUGUCCCAGCUGCAUUCACUCAAGGAAUCCAAAACAAUAUCCCUAUGUCUCGUUCUUGAGCAGGUUCACAAGUGCAGAGCCAGAUCAUGUCAGUAUGAUGAGAAGUAGAGACCAAGGGCUGAUUGGGUGUCAGCACCAAAGAUUAAAAAAAAAACCCCAAAACUUCUUAACUGAGUUAUUUUUAUUUAAGACAAUCUGUGAUACCACUGACCAGAUGCUACCAGUACAUUAUAUAUCCUUUUCAGAAUAAAGAUCAUGUUGUCAUCCCCUUGGGGAAAGUUGUUAUUCAGGUAUAAACAUAAGGAAUCACAAUAAAAGCUUUUUGAAAGAA
Phacochoerus africanus (Common warthog) is the source of this 2577-nucleotide messenger RNA. RefSeq names its product Bardet-Biedl syndrome 4 (gene BBS4). Gene Ontology annotation, cellular component: ciliary basal body. Lineage: Eukaryota; Metazoa; Chordata; Mammalia; Artiodactyla; Suidae. The record is from RefSeq and is a predicted model, not a curated record. Gene Ontology annotation, biological process: protein localization to cilium; cilium assembly. The transcript has 18 exons. Gene Ontology annotation, molecular function: protein binding. Bases 203 to 1732 code for a protein of 509 amino acids.